GGAUAUUCCCCGCUGCACUGGGCCGCCCGCAGGCAAGACAAGGCCAGCCUCGAGAUCCUCCUCGAGGCCGGCGCCCGCGUCGACACGAGGAACCUCAAUGGCCGCACCGCGCUGCACUUCUCCGCCCAGCGCGGCCAUCUCGACGUGGUGAAGCGGCUCCUGGCUGCCGGCAGCGACGUCGGCGCGUCCGAUGUCAACGGGAGGACUCCUCUGCACCUGGCCGUG
Cryphonectria parasitica EP155 is the source of this 225-nucleotide messenger RNA. RefSeq lists its product as uncharacterized. The transcript has a single exon. Lineage: Eukaryota; Fungi; Ascomycota; Sordariomycetes; Diaporthales; Cryphonectriaceae. The annotation marks the transcript as partial. Gene Ontology annotation, molecular function: protein binding. The record is from RefSeq and is a predicted model, not a curated record.